Molecule: messenger RNA, 8619 nt
Organism: Bacillus rossius redtenbacheri
Lineage: Eukaryota; Metazoa; Arthropoda; Insecta; Phasmatodea; Bacillidae
Product: serine/threonine-protein kinase Nek2-like
Exons: 6
Coding region: 270-1946 (558 amino acids)
Biological process (GO): protein phosphorylation
Molecular function (GO): protein kinase activity; ATP binding
Source: RefSeq, a predicted model, not a curated record
AGAAGUGCGCCUUGAUAAAAGGAUUUAAAUUUUUGACAGUUGUGGUGUAGUGGUUGUUAUUGUUUUGAUUAAGACAUGUGAUCUUUCGUCAUUGUUUUCCUUAGCAAAUAGUUGCUUGUGGCACUGGUAUCACGGAUCAUUUUGGCGUUAUUCUCAGAAUAUAUAUUUUUUGUGUGAUCAAGGUACAAAACAUAUGAAUAAUAGAGGAAAUUCAAGAGCUUGCAUGUUCUGGAGGUAGGAAGUGAAGCUUGCAGCGCACUGCUCCUACAAUGUCUGCGAGGAAUACAUCCCGACUGGAAGAUUACCAGGUGCUUGGCAUCAUUGGGACGGGAACAUUCGGGACAUGCUACAAGGUGCAGAACAAGUUGACUGGUCAAGUUGUUGUCUGGAAGGCUGUCAAGUACGGGGCCAUGAAGGAAGACCAGAAGAAGUUGUUGGUGUCGGAGGUGAAUCUCCUGAGCCAGCUGCGGCAUCCAAACAUAGUGCGCUACUAUGACCGUAUCAUUGACAAGCCAACCACCACCCUGUAUAUUGUCAUGGAAUACUGUGAGGGUGGAGAUAUCUCCACUGUCAUCAAACGCUGCAAAAGCUGCGGUGGCCUGGUGAUGGAAGCAUUCGUGUGGCACGUGCUGUAUCAGACGGCGCGGGCCCUGCAGGCCUGCCACUGGCACGUGGCGGCCACCAUCCUGCACCGCGACAUCAAGCCCGCCAACGUCUUCCUCGACUGCUGCUACAACAUCAAGCUGGGGGACUUUGGCCUGGCGCGCGUGCUGGAGCACACUUACGGCACUGCCCACACCCUCGUGGGGACACCUUCCUACAUGAGCCCAGAAGUUAUGAGAGGCAGCAAGUACAACAAGAUGUCGGACAUGUGGGCACUGGGAUGUCUGGUUUACGAGCUGUGUGCCCUCGCCCCGCCCUUCAACGGAAACAACAUGAGAAACCUGGCUCGAAAAAUUGUGGAUGGCAGGUUCGAAAGAAUUCCUACAUACUACAGUGAAGACCUACAAAACAUCAUCACGCUGCUUCUCAACGUCGACCAGGAGAAACGACCUGCCGUUGAAGACAUCCUUCAACAUCCCAUCGUGGUGUCUCAGGUUGCAGCCAACAAAUUUGCUUCGCUGGAUUUCAAAAGUGCCGGGGGCGGGGUCUCUGGUGCCAAAUGUGCUGCCAUGCCAGAGCCCGUGGUAACGGCGGUGGAGCGACCCACCGACGAUUGUGCGGGAGAUGCGAACACUCACCUCUGUCGAGAGAUGUGGCUGAACAGGAUGGAGAGCCUGAAGCAGAGGGAGUCUGCACUGAGGGCGAGAGAGGUGGCGCUGGUGGAGAGGGAGCGCGAAGCAGAGAAGCGGGAGAAGCGGGCGGCCAUGCUGGACCGCCUGGCCAGGGAGAAGGUGGCCAGGGCGGACGUCUACCUGCACCAGUGUCGCGGGGCCCGGUCGCUGGCCAGCAGCGUCCGGGGCCCCCAGCCGAGGACCAGCUUUGCGGAAGAGGACCUGGACUCGUCCUUCAGUGCGGACCCGGGAGACGCGAGCGCGGACGAUGCGGCUGGACGCCUGCCGUUCGCUCGGUCCGCGUCGGAGAGGAGGGUGCACUUCACCCUCCCGGCGGCGAGGGCCAAGAGGUGGGACGCUGGCUCGGCUAGUGCAGAGUUGGAGAACGUGGAGAACAGGAUACUGUCCAUGAUGAAUGUUAACAUGCCCACCAUCGAGGAAAAUAGUCGCUUGAACAGCGUCGAGUCUCUUCGGCCUGCUCCAAAAAAUGGUGCUUGGCUUGGGAAAAAGAAGCAAGUUUUCCACAGCAUACGGGACAGCACGAUGAAAGAAAAUGUGUCGACUUGCACAAACCGGCAAGAUAAUUCCCAAAGGUUGCAGUCGUUAAUUCCAAACACAUUCGUAACCUCAGCACAAAACAAAACAGCAUUCGUAUCAAGCCUAAGAUGGUAAUGAAUAUCUGUAUGCAGUUGUUUUUGAUAAUUUGCUAAUGCAAUGUUUACCACAGUGUAAUGAUAUUUUUGCAUUUUUAUAGUGCCUUUUAUGAAAAACACUAGUUCAUUAGUAACUUUGUCAAAUUAAGGCUGUGUUCCAAUUAGUUUGGUACUUUUAAUAUACAUUUUGUAUUUUGUACACUUCCAGUUGGAACACUUCAGUAGCACUUGUUCGCAUCUUGUACUUGUGGUCAGAAAGUACUUUCUGCACAGUCCGCAUACAUUUCUUAAAAAUAAUUAUAAAGUCGUAACACCUUAACUUCCGAAAUAAUCAUUAAUAUUUAUAGCUAAUAUUUGAUUUUAACAUAGCUUAAGUUAUCAAUAUUAUAUUAUUUUUUAAAUAGUAUAAGUAAUAUGACAUUCCAUUAACAACUAUAAUCAAUAUUGUAAUAAUGAAAUAACUUUUAUGUUGCCAAUAAUAUUUUUUUAUUUUAAUGUAACUUAAUUUCUUUAUAUAUUAAGCACAUAUAUGUGGUUGAAUUAUUAUAUCCAUGACUGCCUGGAAUGAUCUUAAUCAUUGCUGCAGGCUGGUGAUUUAAGCAGUAUAGUCUGUCCCAUGAAAAAGCGCACUUUUUCUUGACAGUUUCAUGUACGUUAUUAAGCUGUCAUUAUAUACACUUCCAGUAAAUAAAAUAAAGACGAAAAGAACUUUGUUUUCCAAAUAACUAUGCAAAACAAACCAAGUACCACUAUUUUUCUUAGAAAUGACAUACCGUAUUUACUCGUGUAUAGCGCGCCCUCGUGUAUAGCGCGCACCACGAUUUUUGCAACAAAUUCCAAAGAAAAAAAUUUUUUUUUCCCGUAAAUAAAUUGUACUAACAUUUUGUGGUACCUGUUAAGUAAUUACGUAUGAAACAAAUGAUAAUUUAAAUUGAUGUGUGGUGAUGCGUCAGGAAAAUACUUAAACUCUGCUGUGUAGACGGAAGAUAAUGAAGCGCUGUAUCGUCACAACUGGUACGUGGCCGGGAGGAAGGGAGGCAGGCAGGAAUGUGACACGGAGGACUAGAUGACUCACCGGUAGCAGCUGCAACGAAGCGAAGGAAGUGGGAGGGGGGACUGGUGUCAACAUUCUCUCUCUCUCUCUCUCUCUCUCUCUUUUAUUUUAAUAGCUGCGUUGGCUUUCUGUAGAGGGGGAGGUCUAAAAAUAAACAAGAGACGUGCGAGGUUGCGCGCGCACGUGUGUGUGUGUGUGUGUGUGUGUGUGCUGUGAGCGUGUGUGUGUGUGUGUGUGCGAGAGACCAGGUUGUGUGCGUGCGUGCGUGUGUGUGUGUGUGUGAAAGUGAGGCCUUGCUGCUUGUGCGUAUGUGUGGGGGCUGGCCAGAAAUGUCACCUGUCACCCGGCAGUUAACGACCAGUGGCGUAGCGUGGGUGGGGCGGAGGGGGCGGCCCGCCCCGGGCGGCAGCCCGCGGGGGCGGGUCACCGGUGAAGCGGGUUGAGAUCUGAUCUAUGAUUCAUUCAUUACAUGUGUCAGACACACUAUAAUGUUCCAUUUUUAUCUAAAAUUUUGCGCACCAACUAUUUUUUAAUAUUUAUUUAAAAGAAAAACUGCGAAAUCACUAAUUUUAAUUAAGCACCUAUAGAAUGGGGGCGGCAAAAUGGGUCUCCCGCCCCAGGCGCCGAGAUGGCACGCUGCGCCACUGUUAACGACUUCCACUCCUCCCCAGCCUCACCUCCUCACUUUUUUUUUUCCGUGUAUAGCACGCAUCCUUAUUUUUUUCCUUUACUUGAGGGGAAAAAAGGGCGCGCUAUACACGAGUAUAUACGGUAAUAUUCAACUGUCAACAAGAAUGUAGAUGAAAUUACUGCCGGAAAAGUUCUCUAGAUAUUGUGGGAUAUACUAUAACUAUAGUAACACCUGGCACUUUGAAGUGGUGAAUAAGUUGUGACACAAUUUUUACUUUGCUGUUACAGAACUGUAAUAUGUAUAAUGUUUCUUACAUGUAUUCCUCAGUGAUGGUCAAGUGCUUGGGUAUUUUGAGAUUUCCAUAAAUUUUUCCAAUAAUAAUUGAAAGUAUGUUUGAGUUUUAUAGUAUUGCUGAACAAUUGUGAAACGUCUAUGAGAGUGUAGCGAAACACUUAUUUGAAUAGACUCAGAUUCGUAAUGAUUUAGCAGAGUGCGGAAGAUGUUAGAGACUUGAAUUUCAUGUACUGUAUUUGACAAGCGAAUGCAUUUUUGAAACACGUUGUUUACAGUUCAGACUUCAGGCAUGACGGAUACAUAUCAUUACUGUGCCAAAUAAAAAUUUUAUUUCUUCACGUCUGUCAUAGCAGAAGUCUGAAAUUCUGAACUACAUGUGCGAGAUGGAACUCACCACACAUUUCCAAGAGUCUGCAAGUGAUGGAUGAAUAAUGGAAUAAGUAAUUGAUAGGCAACUAUUAUUAAUUAUGAAAUGCCAAUUAUUGAUGUGGCACUGCAACAUCCCAAUUAAUGGGUUGCUGCGAGAACCUGUUUUCACAAAAGCUAUUUGUUAAUUAGAGAUUGUGCCAUCAGACCCCAAUUAAUUUGUCACAGCGAGACCAACGCCUUAUUAUUUAUUUGUAGUAACAUUAGAAAUCCAGUGUAUUUUUAAGCUUAGAAUUCAUUAUAACCACUUCAUGUUCCUUCCUUGUUAUUCUCUUCCACUCUACAUGCCUGUACUGCAGUCACUUUGAAGUGUAUUUUGUUGGGCAAGAGUCUUAUUAAAUUAUUUAUCUUAUAUUUUAAUAUCUCAUGAUGAGCGGUUGCUUGUAAUAUACUCACGUCCCUUCUCUUCACUUCUGUUGCUUGUUUGGUGUAUCACUGUUUUUGCUUCUUUGAUAUUUUCUUACAAUAAGACAAUCUUUUUUCAGGAAAAGUCCUGCUUUUCUUCUGAGCUCACUUUCUCUGUAUUCUUUUGUAUAUUUUUUUACUAUCAUACCUCCUAUACAUCACUUUCUUAUUUGUUCAUACUGUGCAUGUGUGUAUAAGCGAGUCUGUUGCACAGUAGAGUUUUUGAAAAGUAUUUUAUUUUUUAUUUUUUAGCAUGAUGAUAUUACAUAUUUAAAAAAAACAAAUGAAGGAGGCUAAAGCAUCUGACCUUGAGAAUUACGUAGUCUGUUAUGGUGUAUUUAAAAAUGUUCUUUGACAAGCAUAAGAUAUUAAAGGAGUCAAUACAGUAGAACCCUGUUAUAAUGUUCCUGCAUAUAAUGUUUUUCUGCUUAUAAUGUCAUAUUUUUUAAGUCCCAAUAUUUCCCCCAUAAGGACAAUGUAUUUAUUUCCUGCAUAUAACGUUCAUAAAUAGUGUAAUUUCCUGUUUAUAAUGUUUGCUUUCUAACAUUCAAUAAAUGGGGAAAAAAUGUUUUAAAACCAAAUUAUUCCAACACUUACGAUAAAAAGUUUCCUUUAUGUAUGUUUAUGUUUACAAUCACUGCCAUACAAUACAUGAAGUUUGUUAAAAUACAAUUUUAUGCAAUAUACUGAAGGUACACAAUGUUCAUAGUUACAUGUCAGUUGGCACCCUUAGUCAACUCAUCUCUUCCUUACCAUUCCAGUGGGUAUUCAGAUGCACGUACAUAGUCCUACGAUAUUUAAGUUGCCAACCAUUGAGCGAGGGCAUAACUAAAAGUGUUUUCUAUUGCUUACAAAUAAUUUUUUUUUCAUUCAUACGUAGGAAUCCCAAAAUUAAACAUUUUCAGGUGGCGAUGGAGUAGACGUUCUCACUCUUAAUGUUGUUAUCAUGAAUCGUGAGACAAUUUUACAAAAAAUGUGGCAGUGUAUCUUUAAAGACAAACAAAAUUUAACCAGGGAACAAGAACAAAGUUGAAAAAUUGUUGGCUUGUUUCAGAAAAUUCAUGUAUCAAAUAUACUAUCUUUGGUUUUAACAUUAAAGUUGUUUACAUAGCUUGAUUUGAACAUUGUUAAGUGCUAAAUUGAGAUUUCCUGCUUAUAACGUUUUCCUGCUUAUGUUUUUUUAUUGUGCUCCCUUGAAAAACAUUAUAACAGGGUUCUACUGUACUGUAAUUAUCUGAAUAUUAUGCUAUGAAGUUUACUAAAACUAUGGAAACUAAAAGUGGGGAACACAAUAAUUGCAAACUUAUAUGUAUCUUGCUGUUGAGAAUGGCUUAGUUUAAAAACUAGAAAAACUAGAGGCUCUGCCUCUUAAAUGUGUCACUUAUGCCACUUUAGACUGCUGUUAACUACCACCUGAACCUCCACUUUGUUUAAAAACUACACGCUCUGCCUGUAAACUGGAUCACCUAGGCCACUUUAGUCCGGGGCUUCUUGGACCUCUGCACAGGCGUGACAGAUGAGAGAUGAGAGAUGCAGGACAAGGAGAGAGGCGUUGGUCGCUGGGUUCCUUCUGCUUCUCUUCACUGUGGCUGCUGGGAAGGCACACCCUUCUCUCUCUCUCUCUCUCUCCCCCCCUCCCCCGGUACCAUACAACGACCACCCUAUAUCACCACAAAAAGAGACCACGAAAAUCACUCUACUGAUGAAAGUUGUGCCAGAAAGGUCUAGUAAAUCUGGAAUUAAUUUAGUAAUUUAAAUAAUACUGUAUUCAAGUACUUGAAUUGCUAUUUAUAAUCUAUAGUCUUUUUAUAAAAUAGUUUGUGGAGUCACAUUAUUUUUGGGUAAAUAUGGUUAUUAACAAUCACUUUUGCAAAAGCAUAUGUAUUUAUUAAAUUCUCAUUUUACUGAUAGCAUAAAAGUUUAAAUUUUUUGUUAAGAUUUACUGGAAAAAUGAUUAGAAGAAGGGGGGGGGGGGGGGGUGUAAUGGCCCUAAAUUUAGAAAAUUCCAAAAUUAUAUUUUCUUUAUGGAAUCUUGUGCUUCUGAGGUCGGGUUAUGGUGGAAAGUGUGCCAGUGGUUUGUUAAUGGCAAUAUAGUUACUAUGUAUGAAAAUAUCUGGCCACUCUUCUGGCAUGAUCAAGUGCAUGAUACAGACAUUCCAUCAGCAGGCAGCCCAGGGCCUCAUUAAGGGGGGCCUGCCUGCACUUGCAAAAGCAUGACUGUGAAAUGUGUUUGAUGUCAAAACUAUGUCUCUUAUGGAAAACUUUCUGUAUAUUUUAAAGUUUUCUUCUUAUUGCAUGAAUGUAGGGCAGUGUACAGCAUACGGGCACCACAUCCAAAUAUGACGUGAUGGUUAACCCCACAUGCAACAUUGUCACCCCCCUCUCCUUUCUCAUAAAUUUCCACGACCUCACUUGCGAAUCAUAUAGAUUUGCCCCUGAAGCACCCUAUUACUUAUUUUAAGUUCAUUAUUGUUAUUUAGAUCAUAUAUGUAUUCAUUUUCUUAAUGACUAUCCUAAAAUUUUCAAAAUGACUAUAUCCUAAAAAUUUUGAUUGACUGCAUCCUAAAAUUAGUGAUAGAAAAUUUAUUACAAAUCAUAUUAUUACUGAUAAAAAAAUAGAAGACAAGUAAUAUCAAGCACAACACAUUUUUCAUUUAAAACACCAUGUUUAUUUAUUUGGAAGGUAGGCUGCUGGAAUCGGCAAUCUCACAUAAUAAUUUAAAGUGUGUCUGAUUUAUUAUGGUUUUAGACUUCUUUUAGCAUUUACGUAUUCUAAUGAGCUCUGGUUUCAGAGGUUCUUUUCAGGAGUUUUUUUUAAAUUAAAUUUUCUACUGUGUCUGGCAUGAUUGUUUCAUCAAUCACCAGCUAUGUAUGUUAUAGUAUUUUGAGGAUGUUUGUUUUAAAUUUACUCUUUUCCAAUUAUUAAGUUUGUUUCUAGUUGUGAGUUUAACGUAGAGUUAAAGUACAAAUGUAAUUAUUAACAAUGGUUGUGGUAUUUAACCAAUAAGUGAAUAAUUAUGUGUGUAGUUGGUAUUAUAUUUUAAGAUUGGUUAUACUACUAUGGUAUGCAUACUAAAAUCAUGUCACAGUAUGGCAAUUUAUAAUUUUACCACUUUUAUCAUACAUAGGAUAAUCAUUAGUCGUGUCAGAUGAACUAGGUGGUCAUAAAAGCAUACAAAUAAAUGAACAUAGCCAAUAUUGUAAGGUUAAAAUUGUUUGGCUGUGAACAGUCAUGUUUGAAAACCUCUACAAAUGUAUUAAACUGCAUGAUAAAUUCUUGGUAACAUCCAGUAUUAUUUUUAAUUUAAUCUAGAAAAACUUUCAGUAGCUAUGUUAUACUAAUUGUUUAAGUAUGCAAACUACUAAACCAUAUAUCUGAUGUAUUGCACCUGCAGUUUUAUUUAUGUAUAAUACGUAUAUAUGUGUGUGUGUGUGUGUGUGUGUGUCAGGUUGCCAUGUCUUGCCACAUUUUUAUACUUGUAUUCCUACUAAUCAACUUUUAUUAAAGUCAAAAUGUUUAAUUUUAUUUUAGGGUAGAUAUGUAUACGUGUAUUUAUAAUUAAAUUAAAAAAUUACAGGCUGUUAUCUUGCCACCAUGAACAUUUGUUGUGUAAUUGUUGUUGUUAUGUUUAAAAUUUCUAUCAGCAGCAUUAUUUACCAACCAAGGAUAGGCUAUAGUGUGACAGAGUAUAUUUAUAUUUACUCAGCUCUUUCCCCAGGCACAGAAAUUAACAUUAAUUUUUCAUCUUAUAUUUGGCCAUUUGAAAUUUGGACAUGCAGAACUGGACUGAAAACAAAAUAUUCAAUCAAUAACUUUAUUUACAGUGUUUAAUAGACUAAAUUUGGACAAUAUAAAUACACAGCUUUACACAGUCAAUUAAU